UUUUCGCUCCAAAAUGGCGUCUCCGUUGUCUUCAUGUCUGCUUUUGGACACGACUUCUGCCGCCGAUUCUUCAUCACAUGAUUUGACGCUUCGAUCGCUUCCCUCUUUAUCUCUGAAUGCGGGAAAUCGAUGUCAAUCUUCAGUUCCGCCGAAAUCUCCGAAUAAUUGUCUUUCAGUUCGAGAUUUUGAACGCAUUUUAGAAGAACUAAAAUCUGAAAACUUUUCGCUAAAACUUCGGAUUUAUUUUCUCGAAAAAUCCAAUCAAAACUCGAAUCCAAGCGAUGACGUCAUCCGUCGUCUUAAACGCGAUUUAAAUGCGACGAAACAAUUGGCCCGAGAAUUAGCCAAUCAUUUGUCGCGAUUCGUUCAAAGCGUCCAAUCGAAUGACUCCCGACUCCCACACCAUCUCAUCGACGCCUCCGAAGACCUCCUAAACUGCGCCUCCGUUUUAGUCACGCCCGCAAAUGACGUCACAACAGAACAACCAAUCGGAAGACCGAUUGCCGAUGAAGACGACGAAUCAGAUGACGUCUGGUCAGAACCCGACCGCGAGGCGUCUCGAGUCCGCAUUGGUCUUUCGGUUGGAACCGAAUUGGACGCCGGAAUCGAUAAGAAACUUCGUUCACGUGAUCGCAAACGCCGUCAGUCUAUUUCCGCCGUCGGUCACGUGACGUCUUCGCUCGGAGUUCUCAAUUUGGACGAAGAUUGGCGCGCAGUCGCAGUCGAGGCGACCACUCAAACGUCGUCCCGGACGACACCCGAACGACGCGCGGACGACAAGUGUUGCCAAACAAAUGAAAGUCCUAUUUAUCCGCACAACGAUCUCUCGGCUCACAAAGACAAUGACCAGCGGUCGCCAAAAGCCUCUUCGGCCUCUUUGUUCACUUAUCGCGCGUCACUUUCACCGAUGAGUCGCCGAACACGUGAACAAAACGCCAAAUUCGUGCCAAACAUUGCGUCGUCUGAAACGUCGCAAAACUCUUCUCAAAGACCGGAAAGUGACGAUUGUCCGCCGGAUCCGCGGCCAUUGUCUCCCGAUUUGGGAGUAGUUUUGCCGAACGGAUCUUCAGGUGAAGAAUCUGUGGUUCACUUAUCGCGUCGUUUAUGGCGUCGAUUACGCCAUCUUUUGUCACAAAUACGUCAACUUUCGACUUCGAACGCAAUUCUAACAAAUCUGGCCAAAGAUGCGCUUCAAUUGGUUUCCGAUGCAGUCAUUGGCAGAACUGGAACUGCUCGUGAAGAUGCACUCUGGGCUCACGUCGAACGACUGAGAAGAUCGCGCGCGCGUCUCGAGGCAGCAGUUGGUCGGGAAGUGACGAAAGCCGAGGAAUUGUUGGCCAAAACGGCUCAAGAGUUGCAGUGAUUGUUUGG
Molecule: messenger RNA, 1371 nt
Organism: Oppia nitens
Lineage: Eukaryota; Metazoa; Arthropoda; Arachnida; Sarcoptiformes; Oppiidae
Exons: 3
Coding region: 14-1363 (449 amino acids)
Cellular component (GO): microtubule organizing center
Source: RefSeq, a predicted model, not a curated record